AUGGCGCCACCAAGCAAGAAGCGCUCCCAGCCGGGAGGCGACUCGCCCAGCGCUAAGAAGCCCCGUACCGAAUGGGAGGCCCCCCGUCCCACCCCGGCGUUCAAGUCGAGCCUUUUGAUCGAGGAGGUCGACUUUCCUCGUGGCGGCGGCAGCGCGCUCACCGGGCUCGAGAUGAAGCAGGCCCGUGCCGAGGGUAUGCGUGAGGCCGAGGCUGAGAUGGGCGGUUCCAAGAAGAAGGUCCGCCAGAUCUCGGAGCGUCACGCCAAGCGCAUGAAGAAGGCUACCGGCGGCAAGGACGCCGCGGCCCGCGCCGAGCGCGACAAGGACACUAUCCGUGUCGAGGAGCUGAGCUACAAGCGUCUCACUCCUGGCACCAUGGUCCUUGCCCGUGUCCACACUGUUCUCCCCCUCCACAUUGUCGUCUCGCUCCCCAACAACCUCCUCGGUCACGUCCCCAUUACCGAGGUGUCGGGCGCUCUCACCGCUGCCCUCAACGCCGACAUGGAGGCCAUGAGCGAGGAUGAGAACGAGGACGACGAGGAGGACGAGGAGAAGGAGGGUGCCCCCGAGCUUCCCGACAUCUUCACUCCUGGCCAGUACAUCCCCGCCAAAGUCAUCAACAACUUCCCCACCGCCUCGCAGGCGUUCAUUGCCCAGUACCCCAUUUCCGAGACCACUCGCCUCGCGGCCCGUGUCGAGCUCACCUUGGUCCCCGAGAAGAUCAACUCGGAGGUCGCCAAGGCCGACCUCGCUGCCGGCUUCCGCAUCACCGGCGAGGUCCUCUCGCUGGAGGACAAGGGCUACCGCGUUGGCCUCGGCCUCGACGCCGAUGCCGGCCUCGCUGGUGUCGAGGGCUUCGUCUCCCUCGAGGAGGUUGAGAAGAACGUCCCGGCCCAGAAGCUCGUUCCCGGCCAGCUCAUUGCUACUGUCGUCAAGGAGCUCAAGGCUGGUGGCCGUGUCGUCCACCUCUCGCUCGACCAGCAGACCCUCAUCCACUCGGCCCUCACCGAGGUCUCGACUAUUGGUUCGCUCCUCCCCGGCUCGCUCGUGUCGACCUUGAUCACCGCCAUUGUCCCCUCGGGUCUCAACGUCAAGAUUUGCGGUUUCUUUGACGGUACCAUUGAGCUCGCUCACCUCGGUAUCGGCGAGGACGACAUUGAGGACCGCUUCAAGCUCGGCAAGAAGAUCAAGGCCCGUAUCCUCUUCGACACCGUCGCUUCUGGCUCGGAGCGCCGUUUUGCCCUCUCGGUCCUCCCUCACAUCUUCAACCUUACCUCCCCCCUUACUGGUUACGAGCAGAUCCCCCUCGAGAAGGCCAUUCCUAUCGGCACCACUCUUCAGUCGGUCAAGGUCAUCCGCGUCAUGCCCGACUGGGGUGUCGUGUGCCGCACCUCGGACGGCAUCGACGGCUUUACCCACAUUUCGCACCUGUCCAACGAGCGCAUUGCUUCGCUUUCGUUCGCCACCACCCAGUUCAAGGUUGGCACUUACCACCGCGCUCGCGUGAUUGGCCACUCGCCCCUGGACGGUGUUCUCCUCCUUUCGUUUGAGCAGAAGGUUCUCGACCAGGUCUUCAUGUCGGUCAGCGAGCUGAAUGUUGGCCGGGGCCUCAAGGGCACUGUCCGCAAGCUCACCGACAAGGGUCUCUUUGUCGACAUCCAGGGUUCGGUCGAUGGUGUCGUCUGGCCCCUCCACUACGCCGACAUUCGCCUCAAGCACCCCGAGAAGCGCUUCAAGGUUGGCUCCACGGUCAGGACCCGUGUCUUUGCCAUUGACAGGGCCCGUAACCGUGUUGUCCUUACUCUCAAGAAGAGUCUCGUCGAGAGCCAGCACGAUAUGCCUGUGGGGCUUGAAUGGAUGCACCCCGGCCAGAUUGCCGCUGCUGUUGUCUCCAAGAUCCUCGACAAGGGCUGUAUUGUUGACCUCUUUGGCGGUCUCCGCGCCUUUGUGCCCCUGUCCGAGGCCAGCCAGAACUUUGUCACCAACCUCGCCGACAUUUUCUUCGUUGGCAAGCCCGUCAACGUUCGCAUUACCGAGAUCGACAUGGUCAACAACAAGCUCGUCGGCUCGAUCCGCCAGGCCCUCCCCAGCGCCAUUGCUGCUGAGAAGCUCGAGCUCGGUGCCGAUGUCCACGGCAUUGUUGCCCAGAUCCACGCCGAGCAGGUCGUCGUCACCCUCGUCCCUUCGCAGGUCACUGCCCUCCUUUCGCUUGCCAACCUUUCCAACCACCGCGGUAUGGGUAUUGCCGAGCUCCGCGCCAGCAUCAAGACUGGUGAGAAGCUCGAUGACCUCAUGGUCGUCUCCAAGAAUGCCAUUUCAGGUCUCAUCAUUCUCGCCAACAAGCGCAAGACCCCCACUGGUAUCUCGGGCCCUACGCGUAACAUUGGCGAGAUUGCCGCGGGCGAUGUCGUCCCCGGCCGUAUCAUCGCGGUCACACCGCAGGGUGCCAUGGUCAAGCUCGGUGGCAAGGAGCGCGGUCGCGUCCACCCGGCCGACUCGUCCGACGACCUUGCCCUCGCUGCUGGCGACGGCUGCCUCCGCGUUGACGAGAACGUCCUCUGCUACGUCCUCAAGAUCGACGGCAAGAACAUUGACCUGAGCACCCGCAGGUCGCGCGUCCAGCCCGAGGCCGGUUCCGCUGUUGUCGACACCGAGGUCACCGACAUCUCGGAGCUCAAGGCCGGCCAGACCAUCCGCGGUCUCGUCCGCUCUGUGGCUGACAACGGUCUCUUUGUCUCGCUGUCCCGCAACGUCGUCGCCCGCGUCAUGAUCAAGGAGCUCUUCGACGACUUUGUCAAGGACUGGAAGUCGCGCUUCCAGGUCAACCAGCUCGUCUCGGGCAAGAUCGUCUCCACCGACAAGGGUCGUGUUGAGAUGACCCUCCGCACCAAGACCCGCGCCAACGACAAGAAGACCACCAAGCUCACCCUUGCCGACUUUACCGAGGGCCAGAAGAUUACGGCCACCGUCAAGCGCGUUGAGACUUUCGGUCUCUUCCUCCGUCCCGAAAACUCCAACCUCUCGGGUCUCUGCCACCGCUCUGAGAUCUCCGACGACAAGAAGGCCGACGUUGCCCAGGCCCUCAACGGUUUCCGUGAGGGCGACACCGUCAAGGCCGUUGUUCUGUCCAUCGACACUGAGAAGAACAAGAUCAACUUUAGCAUCAAGGCUAGCCACUUUGGCGAGGACUUUGGAGAUGCCCAGGACGAUGACGAUGAUGAGGAGGAUGAGGACGAGGACGAGGACGUCAAGGAGGACAUGGACAUGGACGAGGUUGCCGAUGACGACGAGGACGAGGAUGAGGAUGACGACGAGGACGAGGGUAGCGACGACGAGGAGCUCCAGCUCCUUGGCUCGGAUGACGAGCCUAUGGAGGAGUCCGAUGACGAUGACGAGGAGCCUGCUCCCGCUAGCAGCUCCAAGGCCUCGAAGAAGACUGCUGCCGCCGCCUCUGCUGCCCUCUCGCUCGCUGGUGGCUUCGACUGGAGCGGUGGUGCCGCUGGCAAGGACGAGGACGAGUCCGACUCGGACUCUGACUCGGACGAGCCCGUCAAGCCCACCUCCAAGGCCGCCGGCAAGAAGAAGGCCGUCGACCUCGCCGCCACCGCCGCCGGUGAGGGUGCCCCCGAGUCCGCUUCCGACUUUGAGCGUGCGCUCCUUGCCUCGCCCAACUCGUCCUUCCUGUGGAUCCAGUACAUGUCGUUCCAGCUCCAGCUCCACGAGGUCGACAAGGGCCGCGCCAUCGGCAGGCAAGCACUCGAGCGCAUCAACUUCCGCGAGGAGGAGGAGAAGCUCAACGUGUGGAUGGCCCUCAUCAACCUCGAGCUUGGUUUCGGUACCGCCGAGAGCGCCGACAAGGUCUUCAAGGAGGCUGUCCAGUACAACGACGCUCGCACCGUGUACGCCCGCUACAUUGACGCCCUCGUCAUGACCGGCAAGGACGCCGAGGACACGCUCAAGAAGAUGCUCAAGAAGUUUAGCGCCUUCCCCGACACUUGGGCAAAGUUUGUCGACUACUACCUCAAGAAGGGCGACGUCGAGGCUGCCCGUGCCCUCUUGCCUCGUGCCCUCCAGUCGCUCGACAAGAGCAAGCACGUCGAGAUGACCGAGAAGAUGGCCGUCCUCGAGUUCAAGCACGGCGAUGCCGAGCGCGGCAAGACUCUCUUUGAGGGUAUCCUCUCAAGGUAUCCCAAGCGUCUUGACGUGUGGAACGUGUACAUUGACCAGGUCGCCAAGGCUGGCGACAUUGGCGGUGUCCGCGGACUGGUGGAGCGCGCUCUUGCGCAGAAGUUGACCGCUAAGAAGGCCAAGUUCCUGUUCAAGAAGUGGCUGAGCCUCGAGGCGCGUAUUGGAGACGCCGCUGGCGCGGACAAGGCCAAGACCGUUGCGCGUGAAUGGGUGAUGGCCAACACUAAGCAGGAGGAGGAGAGCGAGGAGGAGAGCGACUAG
Messenger RNA from Apiotrichum porosum, 4449 nucleotides. It is a transcript of the gene RRP5, whose product is annotated as rRNA biogenesis protein rrp5. The coding region runs from base 1 to 4449 and encodes 1482 amino acids. Gene Ontology annotation, molecular function: protein binding; RNA binding. Gene Ontology annotation, biological process: rRNA processing. Gene Ontology annotation, cellular component: small-subunit processome; nucleolus. The transcript is spliced from 2 exons. The record is from RefSeq and is a predicted model, not a curated record. Lineage: Eukaryota; Fungi; Basidiomycota; Tremellomycetes; Trichosporonales; Trichosporonaceae.